Messenger RNA from Camelus dromedarius (Arabian camel), 1509 nucleotides. It is a transcript of the gene PEBP1, whose product is annotated as phosphatidylethanolamine binding protein 1. Gene Ontology annotation, biological process: negative regulation of MAPK cascade. Bases 61 to 693 code for a protein of 210 amino acids. The record is from RefSeq and is a predicted model, not a curated record. The transcript has 4 exons. Lineage: Eukaryota; Metazoa; Chordata; Mammalia; Artiodactyla; Camelidae.
GCGCUCCUCCGCAGCUUGGCCCGCGUUUCCUCCGUGCAGUUUGCAGACCGCUGGGAGUGUAUGUUGCGGAUUUGCUCCUUCCCUGCUCUCCUUUGGCUUUCCCUGCUGUCUGCCCUGCUCAGCCCCGCGAUGCCGGUGGAUCUCAGCAAGUGGUCCGGGCCCCUGAGCCUGCAGGAAGUGGAUGAGCGGCCGCAGCACCCGCUGCUGGUUAAAUACGGCGGGGUGGAGGUCGAUGAGCUGGGCAAAGUGCUGACACCCACCCAGGUUAAGAACCGGCCCACCAGCAUUGCAUGGGAUGGCCUUGAUGCAGAUAAACUCUACACCUUGGUCUUGACAGACCCGGAUGCUCCCAGCAGGAAGGACCCCAAAUACAGGCAAUGGCACCAUUUCCUGGUGGUCAACAUGAAGGGCAACAACAUCAGCAGUGGCACAGUCCUCUCUGAUUAUGUGGGCUCUGGGCCUCCCAAGGGCACAGGUCUUCACCGCUACGUCUGGCUGGUUUACGAGCAGAACAGUCCACUGAAGUGUGACGAGCCCAUCCUCAGCAACCGGUCUGGAGACCACCGCGGCAAAUUCAAGGUGGCGUCUUUCCGCAAAAAGUACGGGCUGGGGGCCCCGGUGGCCGGCACGUGUUACCAGGCGGAAUGGGACGACUAUGUGCCCAAACUCUACGAGCAGCUGUCUGGGAAGUAGAGAAGGGCUAGGAGAUGGGAACCGUCCCCAGUGUUGCCAAGCAGUGUUUCAAGUUUAAUGAUGCAUGUAGAUUUCUCCCCUUCCCUGUUCCCGAGCUCUGAGCAGUCAGAUCUAGGUUUAGGGUGACUUUUCCUUCUACCCGUCCUAAUUCUAGAGGGUACACACUCUGGUUUAUGUUUAGAUCAAAUCUGAAGUCCAUUUGGGGGGAUAUUUCAUACUGUGAUGGGGUCAUCAAAAUGUUAACGUAAGAGUAGCAACCCAGAAUUUAAGGAAGAAGAAAAUUCUGGUAAAAAGACCAGGCCUAUCGUAAUAGAUUAAGAGCAUCAGAGAAUCUUCAAGGGACGUUGAAAAAAGAUUUGUGGUGAGCGGGAGCCCAGGAUUGUGUGCGUAAUAGAGUAAGAGCAUCAGAGAAUCUUCAAGGGAGGUUGAAAAAAGAUUUGUGGUGAGCGGGAGCCCAUCUUCUAGCGUGUUCUCACAGCCCUGUCUCUCACCAAGACAACCAGGGGCUGGCAUGUUCACUAACCACCCCCCACCCCCAUGUGGUACAUCUCAGGCUGGUUACUGGGUGUCAGUGUCCUGCUCUGGCUGCUUUCAAGAGCAGUACUGGAAAAGCAAUAGAGCUUUGCUUUGCUGUUGGAGCCCGGCCACCUAGAGCUGCAAGACUGGGUGAGAGGUUUAUCAGAAAUCUGAAAAUCUAUGCCUGUUAAAUUGAUUGUUCUUCUUUGGUGUAAGAAAAGCCAGCUUAGACUUGCUGAAUGUUGUGUUAAUUCUGCUAUUUGCUUAGUUGAAUAAAAAUAAAAACGUUGUGUGGAUGAA